Necator americanus (New World hookworm) is the source of this 609-nucleotide messenger RNA. RefSeq lists its product as uncharacterized. The record is from RefSeq and is a predicted model, not a curated record. NCBI's taxonomy places the organism in Eukaryota, Metazoa, Nematoda, Chromadorea, Rhabditida, Ancylostomatidae. Bases 1 to 609 code for a protein of 202 amino acids. The transcript has a single exon.
AUGUCAAAUCAAAUCUCACUUUGUCGAAUCCAGGAAACCUAUUUGCAAGCUUUCAUGGAUCAAACAGCGCAAAACCGACGACCAGGACGACCUCGAAUUUAUAUUAAUGACGCUGAACGCCAAAGGAGUCACCGCCUUAGAGAGACUUCACAGCAGCGCAGUAUCCGUUGGCAAGCAAACGCAGAGCAACAACGACGGAGGCGACAGAACGAAAACGAGGAGCAACGUUUGGUCAGACGCUCAGCUAAUGCAGCGCUUCAGGAAAAUAGACGCCAAAGCGAAGACGUUGAAGAGCGUUUUGCUCGGCAGAUGGCAAGUGCAGACCGCCAGCAAAGAAGACGCCAAAGUGAGAACGAUGGCCAGCGGUCUGCAAGACUACUGGAGAACUCACAACGCCAGCAAAGGAGACGCCUAAGUGAGAACGAUGAACAGGGAUCUGCAAGACUUCUGGGGAACUCACAACGCCAGCAAAGGAGACGCCAAAGUGAGAACGAUGAACAGCGGUCUGCAAGACUACUGGAGGACUCACAACGCCAGCAAAGGAGACGCCAAAGUGAGAACGAUGAACAGCGGUCUGCAAGACUACUGGGGAACUCACAACGCCAGUAA